GCCCCUGUCAGCUGCGGUGAUGGCGGCGGCGGGGCUGUCGCUGCGCGGGGCCGUGGCCUCCGGGACGGCAGCGGCGGUGCGUGGGCGCGGCGGGCUUUGGAGCCGCCUGCACCCGCUGCAGGCAGUGCCGCGGCGCACCGCCGCGCACUUCUCCUUCCAACCGGACCCGGCGCCCACCGCCUACGGGCAAACUCAGAAGAUGAAUCUCUUCCAAUCCAUAACAAGUGCCUUGGACAACGCUUUAGCUAAAGAUCCAACUGCAGUAAUAUUUGGUGAAGAUGUGGCCUUUGGUGGAGUCUUCAGGUGUACAGUUGGCUUGCGUGACAAAUAUGGUAAAGAUAGAGUUUUCAACACUCCUUUGUGUGAACAAGGAAUUGUUGGCUUUGGUAUUGGAGUUGCUGUUGCAGGUGCUACAGCCAUUGCAGAAAUUCAGUUUGCAGAUUACAUUUUUCCAGCAUUUGAUCAGAUUGUUAAUGAAGCAGCAAAAUAUCGUUACCGCUCUGGAGAUCUGUUUAAUUGUGGAAACCUCACCAUCAGAGCCCCCUGGGGUUGUGUGGGUCAUGGUGCACUAUAUCACUCACAAAGUCCAGAAGCCUUUUUUGCUCACUGUCCAGGAAUAAAGGUUGUUAUUCCAAGGAGUCCUCUUCAGGCCAAAGGACUGCUGCUGUCAUGCAUAGAGGACAAAAAUCCAUGCAUAUUCUUUGAACCUAAAAUACUUUACAGAGCUGCAGUGGAACAAGUUCCUGUGGAGCCUUACAACAUUCCACUAUCUCAAGCUGAGGUGCUGCAGAAGGGCAGUGAUCUGACACUGGUUGCUUGGGGCACUCAGGUUCAUGUGAUCAAAGAGGUGGCAGCAAUGGCUCAAGAAAACCUUGGUGUGUCCUGUGAAGUUAUUGAUCUGAGAACCAUCCUACCAUGGGAUGCAGAGACUAUUUGCAAAUCGGUGGUGAAGACUGGACGAUUGUUAAUUAGCCAUGAGGCUCCCUUGACAGGAGGAUUUGCAUCUGAAAUCAGUUCCACAGUUCAGGAGGAGUGCUUUUUGAAUUUAGAAGCUCCAAUUUCAAGAGUAUGUGGCUAUGACACUCCUUUCCCUCACAUCUUUGAGCCUUUCUACAUCCCAGACAAAUGGAAAUGCUAUGACGCUGUUCGAAAAAUGAUUAACUACUGAGCAAUAAUACAGGGAUGAGAAGAACAACAGGGAAGUACAGAAGCUGCCUUCAAAACUCUUGACACUUUACUCAGAUCUUUUGGGUUUGGAAUUCACACAGCAGACUGUUUUCUCUGAACUCAACUAUCCUUAGUAUUCAUCUUGACUAUUCUUCAGAAAGUUCAAAGCUUCCUCAAUUAUGAAAUCAAUGAUGGGCAGAUGAUUGCUAUAAUAAGUAGUUUCAAUUAUUUAAAGAUAUCCCAGAUGUUUUAUGAAUGUUACACAUCAACAUGCUUUGCUAAGUUACAUCUCUAAACUUCACUGUGUAAAUACCAAG
Messenger RNA from Colius striatus (speckled mousebird), 1484 nucleotides. RefSeq names its product branched chain keto acid dehydrogenase E1 subunit beta (gene BCKDHB). Gene Ontology annotation, molecular function: catalytic activity. Gene Ontology annotation, biological process: response to nutrient; branched-chain amino acid catabolic process. NCBI's taxonomy places the organism in Eukaryota, Metazoa, Chordata, Aves, Coliiformes, Coliidae. The record is from RefSeq and is a predicted model, not a curated record. The transcript has 11 exons. Bases 20 to 1168 code for a protein of 382 amino acids.